AUGGAGACUAAUCUUAUUAAGACAGAGUUGGAGAAGCUUGCAGAAGAGAAGAAAACUCUUGAAAAGGUCACUGGUAAUCCAGAUGGCACAAUUCAUAAGGCGGUAACAGGCAUGGAUAAUCUGUUUAAUGAGCAUAUCCAAAAUCCGCUUAUCAAUGCGGUCGGUGCAGUUGAUUCGGCGAUUGGGAAGCUUGGCGGGACGUUUGAUAAAAUCCAAGACGGCAAAAGUAUUGCGGGCAUUUUCCAAAAUAUUAAAGAUAAGGUCGGGGAGAUUAAGGGGACACCGAAGAAAGGUAGGACUAAUGGCAAAGGUCUGGAGGGAAUUAUCAGUGGACUGCAGAAUUAUGCUAGGGUGAUUGGCGAAAAUGUGGGUAAGACGAAUGGAGGAACUGUGAGCGGCUGGGUGAAAAAGAUUGUUAAUGAGAAUGUGUUGGUUAAUUCGUGGAUUGAUGAGUAUGUCACGGAAAACGGGAAUAAUUUUAAAGAUAGGACAUUGAGUAAGGAUAAUGAAAAGACUAAAGCAGUGAAAACUGCCAUACAGAGUAGGAUUCAACUUCAGUUUAACGGCGUUGAUGAAAAUAAAAAACCAAAGGGCCUAAAUGGGGUUGCUGGAACUUUGGCGGAGAUUCAUAAGUUUCAUAAUGCCGUCUCCGAGCAGAUUAAGGAAUGUCUUGAUCCGAGUGAAGCAGAAAAUAUUGUCAACCAGGUUCAGAAAAACAGAGAGGUAUUCAACGGUUCUGCGACCGACACAAGCAAAUAUCUCCGAGGCGCAAUCGAGUCCAUCCUCGCACAGCUCCCGGUGCUUAUCAAAAAUUCGGGAGACGAAAUCAACACAUUCGCCGACAGCAACGCAGGACUUGGCAAGUUGGACGACAUUCUUCGACAAACUAAUGAUAUUUUUAAUCAGCUUACCGCGGCGACUACCCUCAGCCAACAUCCACCCCACGGCCAAGAUGAAAGCCCCGCCCAAGCCGUGGACAGAACGUUGCAGGCGGUGAGGAAUAUGGUGAGUGGACAGGAUGAUGAUAAUAUUACCAAAAGGUUUACUGACCACGUCAAAAAGCCACUUGAGACCGAGGUACAGAAACUUCCCGCCGCCGUUGGAGAGUUCAACUCUACCGCCGAACAACAGAUCAAGGAGGCCGCCAGGACGGCGAUCAACAAGGCGGCUGGGGAAAUUAGUGAUAAAUCGAGUGGUCCAAUUGAGCUUGGUGGUGCAAAUAAACUCAUGGAAGGAUUCAAAACCGCGCACGAUAAUAUUCAAGAGAAUCUCGAAAAGAACCUCAAAGGCAAAGUGGACGCUGAGUUGCCGGAUGAUAAGCCGGUUGGAUCGACUGGCACAGUUGUUCAACCAGAUAAAAUCACCAUUACUAAAGAUAAUUUUAAGGAUUACAAUUCGCACGUUGAGCAAGAUAGCAUCAAGGGCUAUGAGACCAAUAAUCCAGAUACCCUAAAAGGCCAACUUCCCGAGAAGAUCAAGAGCAUUAGCAAGGAGGGUCUGAAAAGUCUCACUGAUGUCAUCGAUGAUAAAGUUCAGGGCGAUCAGAAAAUUGACAAUACAACCUUCGAAAAUCCAGUCAAAGCAAUAAGUAAGGAUCUUGAUGAAAUCGCCUGGCUUGUUGAUAGGAGUCGGGGCAAGGCGCCGUCGCUGCCCCAACCACAACCAAAAGAUGAAGAUGGCAUCAAGGAUCACUUGACAAAAUUGAAAAACGCUCUUGAGCAGACAGGAUUUAAUGGCGUAGAUAAACAAGGCCUUGACGCAACUAAAACGGCGAUUGAAGGUCUGCAUAACAAUCAGUUUAAACAACAACCCGCUGCAAUCGACACAGCCGUCCAAGAAAUUAAAGGGGAGCUUGGAGAGCUUAGAGAGAAGUUGCAAGCUAAAAAUGGCCAGCCGGGAAAUGAUGUAAUUAAUACGUUGAAAGAUUUGAAGACUGCCGGUGUAGAAGGUAAAAAUUCUUGGACAUCGAAUGGUAAAUCUCUCAGUGGUCUUGGGGAAAUCCAGGAUGACCUUCAAGAGCAGAAUGAUCUAUUUUCCCAGCAAUACUGGAACAUUCCCGCAGACGUCAAAGCAAUCAGGUUGGAGAUGACAACACCUCAAAAUAAGUUGUACGGUGAAAAGGAAAAUAAAAUCAUCGGUGCCUUCAACGAUUUGAAGAGCACGGAUCUUGGUGAUAAAUAUUGUAAAAAAAAAUUUAACUGCAAAAGGGCUUGGAAAAAUCAAUAA
Messenger RNA from Babesia ovata, 2226 nucleotides. RefSeq names its product Extracellular matrix-binding ebh, putative. The transcript has a single exon. Bases 1 to 2226 code for a protein of 741 amino acids. Lineage: Eukaryota; Apicomplexa; Aconoidasida; Piroplasmida; Babesiidae. The record is from RefSeq and is a predicted model, not a curated record.